GGAAGUUAAUUGGUUGACAUUUUGAGACCAAAUAGGUCUCACCUGAAUGUAUUUUGAGAAAUCAUUUGCAAGUGAUGUAGGGUUUUAACCCUAUUCAGAGGAAGGCAGUAGAAAUUGUAGAGGAAGGCUUAGGGUUUUUGUAGUACCAAAGUAAAGGACAUGCUGAAGGAGUAAAAGGACAUAAAAGUAGUCAUUGAUGUGAAGUUGUGUAAUGCUGAGCUCAUGACUUCUCCAAGAACAAGAGGCCCGAAGUUGAUUGAAACCGUCACUCCUCGCACCAAUGUGGGAAUCUUCUCAUCCCAUGCUCUGGGUGUGGUGGAUUCUGAGGAGGUUUCCUCUGACAAGUCUGAGGAUUCCGUGUAUGAAUGUACUGACUCUGGUGAAGAAGAGCAGAACAAAGUUAAACUUGAUGAUUUCCAGAAGCAGAUGAUAAGGGAACAUCAAGAAGCAGUGGCAAAAGCAGAAGCACAGGCUGGCAAAAUAAAUGUGAUCAAAGAGCGAGGCAGAAGGAAACGGAUUAAAAUUAGCUGUGAUCAGCUUCGUGAUUUGCUGCCUAAAUUUGAAGGUCGAAGAAAUGAUAUGGCAUCAGUGUUGGAGAUGACUGUGAAAUACCUGGAGCUAGUCCAAGCACUUGUCCCACCGCAGGAACAAUCUAGAACCUUGUCUGUACCUGAGAGUCUCUACGAAAAAUGGCAGAAACCCACGAAGACUGAACCAACAAUGUCAUAUUCUGCACAAGAGGGAGAGAAGACAAGGGGAAGAAAAAUGUUCCCAAAAGGGAAGAAGGCCCCAAUGAAAACUCAUUGUUCACCACAAGUUGCAGUGGCCAAAAAGACAGCCUUACCUGGAAAUAUCGGCGUCCCCCAGGACUUGCUGCAAUUGAGUGUCCCUGUCAUCCCAGAAAAGCAAACAAUGAUGCCAUUCACUGGCUCUUCUGAGCAGAAUGUGACAUCUCCAACCAGCUAUCUCUCUGACAAGUGGCUUCCGGUGCUCCCCAGUUUGUUUGAAGACCAGUCUGGACAAAAUCUUACAAGUUGUAAAGCUACUGCAGUUCAACAAAAAGGUUUUCCAGGGGCAAUAGCAACUCAAUCAGCCAAUCCGUCUUUCACCAAUCCAGACCCACAGGACAUCACUGAAGGGGGAAGUACCACUCUCCACACCUCUGAACCAUUUACCACUAAAUACUGCUCUGACACAAGUUUGGUGACUUCUGCAUUGACCAUGGAUCCAAAUGGUUCCAAUAAAAGUUGGAUUUCGGAAGCAAAACCAAUGGAAAAAUCAUCAUUUCACAUACCAGAUUUGGAUACCCUGACAGCUGAGAAUUUGUUGGGAAACUGGCCAGAGGUGGAGGAACCCGUGACAACUGAUCACCAGUGUGCUGAAGAAACUGUUACAAUAGACAUGAACUUUUUGCAACAAUUUUAAUGUUGAUUAGUUAUUGAAUAACUGAGGCUCUUGGGCACUGACUUCUACAAGUAGUCUAACCAAUGUUUAACUAAUUGUUUUUUGGGUCACUAUGUAAUUUGGUGGUUUACACUUGCUUGAUGCAGUGACUACAUGAACUAAUCCAGCCUUGUCUAGAUGAUCUGAAUUCUAAUUUACUUUAAAGAAAAUUUAAGUUAAUAGUGAAGGGAUAUUCUACUGGAUUACUUGAAUUGUAGUUUGAGUUUUAAGGGGAAACUUUUUGCUGCCCUUCUGGAAACUUUGCUGGAGCAAACCUGUAUUCUAAGGGGAAGAAAUGCUAUUGCCUGUCCUACCUAUUUUCAAUGAUCAAUGCUGAAACUCAAACUUCCAGUAUUGUAAAACUGGUUUGCUGAAAUAAAAUUGUGAAUCAAUUUAAUAACAUGCUUCAGAGGCACAAGUUCUUGUCAAAUAAGGGUUUAAUUAUUCCAAAGCUAGUUUUCUGCAUGUUUGCACAAUUUUAUUUAAAUACUGUACAAGUCAAAUAUACAAAUGCAACAUUGCAACAGCAAUAAUGUUUUCAAUUAAGCAACUGAAUCCAUUAACCCAUUCACUACAGUGGUAG
This is a messenger RNA of Pristis pectinata (smalltooth sawfish), 2026 nucleotides long. RefSeq lists its product as uncharacterized. Gene Ontology annotation, cellular component: nucleus. The record is from RefSeq and is a predicted model, not a curated record. The coding region runs from base 223 to 1425 and encodes 400 amino acids. Gene Ontology annotation, biological process: regulation of DNA-templated transcription; spermatogenesis. The transcript has 9 exons. Lineage: Eukaryota; Metazoa; Chordata; Chondrichthyes; Rhinopristiformes; Pristidae. Gene Ontology annotation, molecular function: RNA polymerase II cis-regulatory region sequence-specific DNA binding; DNA-binding transcription factor activity, RNA polymerase II-specific; protein dimerization activity.